This is a messenger RNA of Galleria mellonella (greater wax moth), 648 nucleotides long. RefSeq lists its product as uncharacterized. Lineage: Eukaryota; Metazoa; Arthropoda; Insecta; Lepidoptera; Pyralidae. Bases 1 to 648 code for a protein of 215 amino acids. The transcript has a single exon. The record is from RefSeq and is a predicted model, not a curated record.
AUGCCGAGCCCGGCCAGGCGGCCGGAUGAAAAAGGCCCUUAUCAGGGCCACAGUGUACCAGUGUACAGUGUACCAUCAUCGCAGGGGGGGGGACCUACCACCGCUGCUCCUCCCCCCGCGCGCGCCCGUGCGCAGCGCCCGCGAUCAGCGAUCUCCCCCCCGCGGGGGAGAGAGCGCUCCCGCUCGCGCGCCGCGCAUCGCACCAUAGAGACGCCGAGCGUCACCCGCGCCGAACCAGCCGCGCCGAUCCGCGGCCACGCGAGUGCCACCACCUCUCGCGCCGGUUUGGGCGACGCCGAUGCCCAGCGCGCCCCGCAGGCCGCGCCCGCCGCGAACCGCACGAUAGCCGUCCCCCACCCUCUCGCCGCCGAAACCGCCGCACACAGUGCCGCCGCCGCCCACACCGACACCGACGCCGUACCCAUGUGCAGGGUACAACAAAGGACAACAGCAAGACCCGGAAGCGCUGCCGAUGUCCCGAUGUCUCCAGCAUCACCACCGGACACCGACACCACCACCACCGCUCCGAGAAAGGGUGCAGGCGAUUUGCCCGCCACUGGGCGGCCUCUACCUCCGUCCGGAGCCGCAGGCCCCUCCGUAAUUUCGGGCGGGGUCCGCGCGUCGGUUUGUCACCGAGAUCAACAUUAG